AUGCUUAUAAUCGUUCAUCAGUUAUAUUGUCGUCUUAGAGGUGAAAAUGGCUCGCAGCUGAGGCGCGAUCAACUGAUUGAUUGGCAUGACUACAAAGCAAUGGCACACGAUGCACUGCGUGUGGGUUUGGGCGAGCAAGGACGAGCUGCGAACCUGGAUAAUGUCAAUAGAAAGGCGUUCAAGACAGCUUGGCUGAAGUAUGGCUUUAACGGUUUACUCUCCGAUCAAAUUUCCGUUGAGCGUGCAGUGCCGGAUUUUCGCCACAAGAAUUGUCGCAACCUGACCUACCACAAUGAACUACCGAGCACGAGCAUAAUUAUUGUGCAUCGCCAUGAAUAUCCCUCGGUGUUACAGCGCACACUGCACAGUCUCUGGAAUCGCACACCAAGCGAGUUAUUGAAAGAGAUUAUUUUAGUGGACGACUGCAGCUAUGCACCACCUUUUGACAUUACGCACGAACAGGAUUUAAUGGCGAAGUUUGGCACGAAGCUUAAAAUACUUCGUCUAACAACACACGAAGGCUUAAUACGUGCACGCAUAGCGGGCGCACGUGUAGCUACUGGUGAGGUGUUGGUCUUUCUAGAUGCGCAUGUGGAGGCCACACACAAUUGGCUGCCGCCUCUGCUACAACCAAUUGUCGAUGAUCCACACACGAGCACCACGCCGAUUAUAGACGUCAUUGACUACAACACCUUCGAGUAUAUGGAAGGCUUACCGACGCGUGGUGGAUUUGAUUGGAAUUUCGUUUAUACGGAGCUGCUGUUGCGGGAGGAUGAUCACAAAUCAAUGCCAGCGCCACACCAGAAUCCUGUAAUGAACGGCGGUCUCUUUGCUAUAACAGCGAAGUACUUUUGGCAUUUGGGCGCAUACGAUGAGGGCUUGGAAGUGUGGGGCGGCGAGCAGUUUGAGCUCAGCUUUAAAAUUUGGAUGUGCGGUGGCCGUUUGUUGGAAGUGCCUUGUUCGCGUUUAGGCCAUCUUUAUCGUGUGGCCAAUUCUCAGGUGAAAUACACCAAUCGCACAGAGGAUUUUCAAUCGAAGAACUACAAGCGCGUCGCUUCAGUUUGGAUGGAUGAUUACCAGGAAAUACUCUACAAACACAACCCGGAGCUCAUCAAAAUUGACGCUGGUGAUGUGAGUGAAAGACAUGCUUUAAGAAAACGGCUCAAUUGCAAAUCAUUUAAGUGGUUCCUCGAUACCAUCGCGCCGGAUUUGCUACUAAGGUAUCCAACAGUUGUGCCGCCGGAUUAUGCCUUUGGUGCAAUACAAGCACUUGCUGCGCCACAGCUUUGUUUGGCAACAUUGGAAAAAAACUCAAAACGAUCGAAAAUCAAACUACGACCCUGUUCAGGUGAUCUUAAGCAACCGGCUGCCUCACAAGAUUGGCAUCUCACUUUUCAUCGUGACCUCCGACAGGGAGAUGAAAACUGCUUAGAUGUGCAGGAUACAACCCUUCGUCUGGGGCCUUGUCAGAACCAAGGAGGCAAUCAAUUUUGGUACUACGACCCAGCGUCAAAGCUACUGAUGCAAGGUGAACCAUGGACAGAGCGGCUGUGUCUGGAAGCGAAUAUGUUGACGGCGCGUGCCCACAUGAAUACCUGUGAUUCGGAGAAUGAAAAUAUGAAAUGGAAGUUUGGAUUUGCAAACAGGACAUUGUUGGGCCAAUUCUUCAAUGGUUUAGAAAAAUACUUUUCGUAUUGA
Molecule: messenger RNA, 1698 nt
Organism: Ceratitis capitata (Mediterranean fruit fly)
Lineage: Eukaryota; Metazoa; Arthropoda; Insecta; Diptera; Tephritidae
Product: N-acetylgalactosaminyltransferase 6-like
Exons: 3
Coding region: 1-1698 (565 amino acids)
Cellular component (GO): Golgi apparatus
Source: RefSeq, a predicted model, not a curated record